UUACCUGUCAAUAUUGUCAAUGUAGUUUAUGAACAUAUUUUGAGGUUAUAGUUAAUAUUGUUUCAGGUUAUAUCAUUUUUAUAAUGUGACUAAAGUAGAUAAUGAUAUAAAUGUUUAAUGGAUUCUUCUUCUGACAAUAGUUUUGCUUGGACGGAUACUUCAACUGACAGUGUAAACAGUACUGCAAUGGCGACUAAUGCAUUCAAUGGAAUCAAUACACAUAAGUCUGAUAAACAGAUUAAGAAGAAGAAAGAAAAAUUAUCCAGGAUACAAGAAUCUAUUGAUUUAAAAGCUGAUAUGGAUAUAAAAGAAGAAGCUAAUUUCAGUAGCAUUAAAAGUUUUAUCAAGCUAGAGCCGGACAGUGAGAAUGAUUUUAAAAAGAAAAAGAGAAACAAACACUUGGCCAGCAACGGCACCCAGAAUGAGUCACAAGACUCUGCAUCAUAUGACGAGACGUAUCUCGAUAUGAAGGUCAAACUAGAAGAGACUUCAGUUGUGUCCUCUAAGAAACAUAAGCAGAAGAAACGGAAACGCAGUUCAAGUGUAGAUUCAAAUUCCAAUUGCGAAGUAAACCAUGAGCAUACACAUACUUUAAAUGAAGAAACUGAUGAUGACACUAAACCUAUGAAAACAAAGAAAAUUAAGAAAUUUAAAAAAGAAGACAGCAGCAAUGAUCACACAGAUAAUAUAUAUUCAACAGAGCCAGAUGUAAGUGUACAGGAGCAAACAUUUAGAAAUAGUGAAAGUAAAUAUAACAAUAGUUCUGUUAUUGAGAACAACACUCUACAGGAUGGGAGUGAGGAAGAAAGUAAUGGUGAAAUAUCUGCAAUUAAAUGUGAUGACAGCCAAGUUGUCCAUGCUAUAUCAUUCAUGGACAAGAGUUUAGAAAAAUCUAAAUCACGAACUAAAAGAAUAUCAGAUAGAAUACGCUUUGAGGACGACAAUGAUUCUACUAUUCAUGAAUCAAGUCCUGAAGAAGAUGAUAAUUCCUCUGAACGUAGUAACAAGCCAUUAAUAUUGAAGAAAGUCUUGAAAACCAACCCAAAUUUAAAACAAGUUCUUCAUUCAUUUAACCGUAAUGCUUGUGUCAACCAAAAUGAUGAAAUAUGGGUUCUAAAGUGUCCUAGAGAAAUUAACAUUUCAGAUUUUACUAAUACUACUUUAAAUAUUCACGGAAAAUGCAAGGUAAAGGUGUCUGGCCAAACAUAUGAAGGUAAUGCUGAAGAAGAACAAUCGGAUACAUUGUCACUUCUGGCUCUAGAUCAUAACAAACUUAAAAUUAAGAAUAUAUCACUCAAUGGGGUUAUUACUUUACGUAAGAGGAUCCCAAAGGCACAUUUCCGUGAUGAUAAUAUAAUGGUAAACAAUCAAAGUAACUUCAUACCACUCCCAGAAACUAAAUGUCGUCAUCCUCUUUUUGGGUCUAAUUAUAAGAAGUCCUUAAAAAUACCUGCAGCUAUAUCAGAACGUCUAAAUAUGCAAGCCAGUGGAGAGGUAAAAACUGAAAAGAAAAAGAAAAGGAAAGACAAUAAAGAUGAAAAUAAAGCUGCAGAGAUUGAUUUACAAGAACUGAGUGUCUCUGAGAUGAAAUCAGAACCUGGUUUACCUGCAGAAGUAAGAGAAAAGAAAAAAAAGAAACGUAAACUUGUUGAUGAUGAAGGUCCUGCAAAAAAGAAAGUGAAGCGUAUCAAAACUGAUCCUGAGUCAGCAGAAGCAUGGGAAUCAGAGAAAGCUAUAGAAGAAAAUUUAUUUAAUUUUUGAUACAUCUUUGUAAUACCUACCUACUAAUUAAAUCUUAUUUUUAUUAAAGGUCAUAACCAUGUGUUCUACAUAA
Spodoptera frugiperda (fall armyworm) is the source of this 1834-nucleotide messenger RNA. RefSeq lists its product as uncharacterized. Lineage: Eukaryota; Metazoa; Arthropoda; Insecta; Lepidoptera; Noctuidae. The record is from RefSeq and is a predicted model, not a curated record. Bases 118 to 1761 code for a protein of 547 amino acids. The transcript is spliced from 2 exons. Gene Ontology annotation, biological process: transcription by RNA polymerase I.